UAGUUAGUAAAGUUCAACAUUUUGAAUUAGAGCAGUUCACAUAAAAAUGGAGGGAUGCAGGUACUACGUGGUAAUGAUACUGGUUCAGCUGGCCUAUGGUGGAUCAAGCGUCCUCGUAAAACUUUCUCUCGAGGAAGGUCUCAAGCCAGUUGUCUUUGUGGUUUAUAGGCAUGUUAUGGCCAUGUUUUUGCUAGCACCAUUUGCUUAUUUCCUUGAAAAGAAGCAGAGACCCUCAAUCUCAUUUUCAAUAGCUGCAAAAGUUUUUGUGCUGACAUUAUUUGGGACUACCAUCCAUCUCAAUGUGUACUAUACUGGUUUAGCAUACACGUCCCCCACUGUUGCUUGCGCCUUGAGUAAUGUAGUCCCAAGUUUGACGUUUGCAAUGGCGGUUCUGCUUCGGAUGGAGAAUUUGAAUAUUAAAAGUGCCAGAGGUCAAGCAAAGGUAGUUGGUACACUUCUUUGCAUCGGUGGUUCUCUAAUGUUCACUUUCUGGAAAGGAUACCUAUUCCAGGGUUUUGUUGAGAAGCCACUGAUCAGUGUAUAUAGCACUGAGUUGAAGCACGGUAACGAAAACUGGAUUAAGGGUUCUGGUCUUAUUCUGACUAGUCACAUAGUAUGGUGUUCGUGGCUGAUUCUCCAGGCUGUGGUCUGCAAAGUCUACCCUGCUCCAUUGUCACUGACCACCCUCAUAUGCUUCUUCGCAUCGCUGCAAUCUUCCAUUGUUGCUUUGUUUUUUGCAAGAGAUCAAGCUUCAUGGAGACUUGAUUCGAAUGUGCAACUUUUAACCAUCGCCUACAGUGGAUUUGUGAGCUCAGCAUUAGUCUAUUACCUGCAAACAUGGUGCAUCAGUUACAAGGGACCAGUUUUUACAGCUAUGUUUAGCCCCCUACAAGUCAUUAUAGUUGCACUGUUCUCGGCAUUCGCUUUUGCAGAGCGACUUCACGUCGGCAGCUUGAUAGGAGCAUUUCUCAUUAUAGUUGGCCUUUACUGUUUUCUAUGGGGAAAGAAGAAAGAUGGCCUUGUUGCUGAACUCACAGAGAAUGAAAAAGGAGUACUUAAUGAUGAUAAGGUGCUCGGCAUUUCCCUGAACGAUAUCAAAGUGACGAAUCCUGUGACAAUAGAUCCUGUAACUACAGAAAGGACGUAGUUGUAACCUAAGAACAGUUCAUGAAAAUGAAAAGUUUGUUUCAUCAUGAUUCAGAAAAUCAAUCCCAAAUGGAACUGAUGUUUAUUCA
Rosa chinensis is the source of this 1235-nucleotide messenger RNA. RefSeq names its product WAT1-related protein At5g07050. The coding region runs from base 47 to 1147 and encodes 366 amino acids. The transcript has 6 exons. Gene Ontology annotation, cellular component: plasma membrane. Lineage: Eukaryota; Viridiplantae; Streptophyta; Magnoliopsida; Rosales; Rosaceae. The record is from RefSeq and is a predicted model, not a curated record. Gene Ontology annotation, molecular function: transmembrane transporter activity.